AUGCGUGUUGUUUUUUCCCUCACAACAAGAAACACUACUACUACUACUACUACUGCUAUGUUUUUCGGCUUAAAACUCCAAUCGUCGUCGAAAACGACACAGAAAUGGAUCCCGUACGUUCCACCGCCGGAGGAUAACUUCAGCUGCCACAUCUCGCAGAUCGCACUCACGAAACCACUGAAACCGAACCAACGCGUGUACGUGAAAAUCCGAACGGAAACCGACGAAGCCGCGCUCGCUGGGAUCGAUCCGAUGAUGGGAAAUGAUGACGACGAAACAGAUACCAAGGAAGAGUUCGUCUUGUGCGCCUUUAUAGGGAACGCGGUGGAAUCGACGAGUGUGAAUUUAGUCUUGAGAGAUUACUGCGAAUUUACGGUGGAGACGACGGAUUCUGGGAAUGAAGUGGAAGCGCACGUGACUGGGUAUUACGUGCCGGAAUACGACGAGGAUGAAGAGGCGGCGAUGCGGAUGUACGGAGGCGGCGGAGAGGACGGGGAGGAGAUGUACGACGAGGACGACGAUGAGGAUGAGGAUGAGGAUGAGGAUGAGGAUUUUAUGGGGUUUGAUGACGAGGACGUCGAGGAGGACUUUACGUCGUCGGAAGAUGAAGACGAUUUGAGCGAGGAGGACGAUAGCGAAGAGGAGGAAGAGGCGUUGCGAGAGGCGGGCGCCAGUGGAGGGAAGAAAAAAGUUACGCAAAAAGGAGGGGUGGUCAUUAAAGAGCUUUCUUCGGACGACGAAGACGAGGAAGCUUCGGAAUCGGAAGAAGAAGAAGAAGAAGAAGAAGCUAAAGAAGAACCGAAAAAACGACAACAACAACAACAAGCGGUAGCACCAAAAGCGAGUAAGAAGCAAAAGACUGAAACCAAACAAAACGCUAACGCCAACAAAGACAACGUCAACACGCAAAAGCCGACGAAAGAGCACCGAAACGGCAUGGAAAUAGUCAACACGCACCAAACCUCGAAACCGAACAGUAAAAAAGCGACGCCAGGGUCUCGGUGUCAAAUGAAAUACGUCGGUAAACUUCCGUCCGGAAAAAUCUUUGACCAAACGAAAGGCAACGCCGGAUUCACCUUCCGAUUAGGCGUCGGCGAAGUCAUCAAAGGUUGGGACGUCGGCGUCAACGGCAUGCGCGAAGGCGACAAGAGAACUUUAUACGUCCCGGCGUCCAUGGGGUACGGUAAAAAAGGAGUCCCCGGGACCAUCCCGAAGAACUCUCCUUUAGUCUUCGACGUCGAGUUGAUGCGCGUUCUCUAA
Molecule: messenger RNA, 1260 nt
Organism: Bathycoccus prasinos
Lineage: Eukaryota; Viridiplantae; Chlorophyta; Mamiellophyceae; Mamiellales; Bathycoccaceae
Exons: 2
Coding region: 1-1260 (419 amino acids)
Molecular function (GO): peptidyl-prolyl cis-trans isomerase activity
Source: RefSeq, a predicted model, not a curated record